Oppiella nova is the source of this 1872-nucleotide messenger RNA. Lineage: Eukaryota; Metazoa; Arthropoda; Arachnida; Sarcoptiformes; Oppiidae. The record is from the annotation of a GenBank genome assembly.
CAGCGAGUGUUGUGUAGUGUUUGCAUACAUUCCGCACAUUAUUUCACUUUUUUAAUCCAAUUAUAACUCAUUUUAUUAAAUGAUUGACAAAUAGUCGUCCCAACAGUUACUCAUAAAUCUGAUCAGUGUUUGUAUGUGUGGUGUGAAUGGUUUGGUGAUCACCGCCGCCACCGAUGGCUGAGUGUAGGAUCAGUUGUAUGACAGACAGCGACGACACCACCAGUAAUGGUAUACCCGAGGGAAGGGUCGGCAAAGUAUGCAAAGAAUGGUUAGUACGAGAGGACGGUGUGUUGGCCUAUCAGUUGCAGAAUCAAGAAAUUAGUUCACACUAUGAGGGGAACCGCCAUAAGAGCCGUACGGUUAGGGAAGACCUGCCGAUCGCCAAAGGGUUGCAGCGUUCUGAAGAGGAAGAGGCGUCGGCCGUGCGGUUGAGUUACGAGAGAAUACUGGAGCAGCAGUUGGAGGCGGACGAGCGGGUGGCGCGAGAAAUGCACGAACGGCUCGCCGAACAGGACCACAGCCGCCGACGCGCUGAGGAGGAGGACGAGAAACUGGCCAAACGGUUGGCCCAGAAGGAGAGGGCGCGAGUCAUUCGCAAACGACUGGAGCGCGAGAAACAACAGGUCGAGCGAUUGAGCGCUCAGUUGAGUACCGGUUCCGAUACGGGAGCCGCCGUUGAAAGCGAUGUAGAAUUGGUGGGCGCCGUCGCCCAGAGUGUCGACGGCAUGCAUUUAAGGGAAGCCAGUAAUGGCGGCUCAGUAUCCGAGGAUGAGUUAGAUUUGUCUGAGUUCUGUCUGCAACCGCCGGACCAUCUCUCGCCCGAAGAGUUACGCGUAUUUCUCGAGGAACAGGACGCGGAGAUCGCGCGACUCCUACAGCAACAGGAGUUGAAGCGCAAGAGUGCCGUCAAUAAAGAAAAGUUGGCGCAAAUCGAGGCCCAGGACUACGAAAUCGCACGACUGCUCCACAAACAAGAGAAGGAUCGCCUCCGAAGAGCCAAAGAAAAAGCCAAACAAAAGGCACUCCAAAAACGACUUGAAGAGAGGGACCAGCACUCGAUGGACAGACAUUUUAGUGAUGAUAAUAGUCUAAUGCAUAGACAGUCGAGUAGUGGCGGCUCUUACGGCGAACCUGAGACUAAUGGUGCGAUGGCUCAGGGAAGGCAUACACACAAUAGUAACUACUACUCAGAUAACGAUAGCAUAACAUACGAAGAGAUUGCCACUCAUCACACCUAUCAUCCAAAUAUCGCUACAUUUUUGGACCCGACGUACAAACGAAACUCAACGACCGUUCCGGCCGUCCCAUCGAAUCCGUUAGUGAACUCUUCGUCGCCCAACACGCGAUAUAACGGUUCCCAUGGGCUGGACAUUGAGUCCAACGUGGAUGACAAUCACAUGGAAGAGCCGGGCAUACACUUCGCACAGGUAUACAAAGUGACGCCAACGCCCUCGCCGUCGGACAGCCCGCAGUCGACUACGCAACGACUGGCGGCCAAAAGUGACGACAAUAUAGAGACCAUAAUAGAAGACAAUUACUACCCAAUAGAUGAGCCAAAGAGUAGGCACCGGCUGUCGUCGCCCGCAGCGAAUCCCGUGCCGCCAUACCUGCCCGUCCAGGGACAGCGACGGCUCAGUUCGAUGGAGAAGAAAAAGAAAUCUAAGGACAGCUGCAAAACGCAGUGAUUUUCUUGUAGGCCUUACCAGGAAAUACACAUUUUUUAAUUAUUGAUUGUUUUUAUAAAACUCUCGUUAUUUUGUACCGAAAAUGCUUUAAUAAGUUAUGAAUUCUCAACACAUUUCUCGCGAGUCAAUAGCUAUGCAAAUGAUUGAUAAGUAAUUUAUGUUUUCUGUUGUUUCACUCAAAUUGCAC